AUGGCACAUGAUAUUUGUCAUCUGCCUGAACCUCCGGAAAAUUUGACACUUAAUAUUAGACCCUUCGAAAGGGUUCAUACUUGGGAGAAAAUUUCAAAGUGUGACAAGUACACAGCUGCGGCUAGAAGCAAACACACGUUGGUCGCUUACAAAGAUGUAAUUUAUAUUUUCGGUGGUGAUGGAGAGAAAUCUUGGCAUGUUGCUCAUUCGUUUAAAGCUCCUACUCCGAGAUACCAUCAUUCGGCCGUGGUUCAUGAAAAUUCUAUGUACGUUUUCGGUGGAUAUACAGGUGACAUUCAUUCAAAUUCUAAUUUGACAAACAAAAACGAUUUGUAUGAAUACCAAUUCCAAACAGGCCAAUGGCUGGAAUGGAACAUUGUUGGAAAGGGGCCAGUUGCUCGGUCGGCACACGGAGCCGUUGUGUACGAUGAAAAGAUGUGGAUUUUUGCCGGAUAUGACGGUAAUGCAAGACUGAAUGAUAUGUGGACAAUACCACUUGUUGGUGGAUUUCCAAAAACUUGGACUAAAAUUACUCAGAAUGGAGAAUGUCCCCCCACAUGUUGCAAUUUCCCUGUUGCAGUUGCUCGCGAUAGUAUGUUUGUUUUUUCCGGUCAAAGCGGUGCUAAAAUUACCAACAAUCUUUUUCAGUUUAAUUUUAAAGAUUAUACAUGGAUUAGAAUAUCAACUGAUCACAUUCUAAGAAAAGCACCUUCUCCACCUGCCAGGAGGUUUGGUCACACUAUGAUUGCAUAUGAUAGGCAUUUGUAUGUGUUUGGAGGGGCUGCCGAUGGAAUAUUGCCAAAUGAUUUACAUUGUUAUGACCUAGAUACUCAAACUUGGUCUAUUAUUACCCCAUCAUCUGACAGUCAAAUUCCAAGUGGAAGAUUAUUUCAUGCUGCAGGUUUAGUUGGUGAUGCCAUGUAUGUAUUUGGAGGUACAGUAGAUAACAAUGUGCGAACUAAAGAAAUGUACAGAUUUCAAUUAUCUUCUUAUCCGAAAUGCACUCUGCAUGAAGACUAUGGAAGAUUAUUGGACAACAAAGAAUUUUGUGAUGUUGAAUUUUUAUUAGGACCAAAUGAAGAAUGUGUUAAAGCACAUAUAGCAUUAGUUACAGCCAGAUCAAAACCUCUAGCUAACAUUAUAAGACAAGAACAAAUUAAUCAGAAUAAAAAAAGUUGCACACCAGAUAAUUGUAAAAUAAUAAACUGUGAUACUCCUAUUCAACUAAAAUUACCAGAAGCAGUUCCUGAAGCUUUUAAAAUGGUUUUAAGUUUUAUUUAUAAAGAUGAAAUAGAUCCUACAAAAUUAGUCGAUAAUUUAGAAUCGAAAAAAAUUGUCUUGUUAAUUAUGGAUGUUUUUAAAUUAGCUUGUGAAUUGGAAUUAAAAAGAUUACAGCAAUUAUGUAUGCAGUAUUUAGAAAACACAUUUAAUCAUCAAAAUGUUUUGUCUGCAAUGCACUAUGCAUCAAAUUUGAAAUUAAACUUUGUUAAAGAAUAUUGUUUGAAAUUUAUUGUUAGAGAAUCAAACUUUACUCAAAUAGUUAUGAGAGAUGAAUUUGAAACUGUAGAAAAAGAAUUAAUGAUAGACAUAAUAAGGAGGAGACAAAUGCCUGAAGUUUUUAAAGGCAAUGAAAAUAAUGUUGAAAAUGUUGGAACCAGUUUAGAGGAGGAUUUAGAGGCAUAUCUGAAAAAAGAGGGAGAAGAUUUUUGUGAUAUUAUUUUAAAAGUAGAAGAUACUCAAGUCCCUGCUCACAAAGCUAUUUUGGCAGCUAGAUGUGCAUAUUUUCAAUCCAUGUUUAGAUCCUUCAUGCCUGCCGAUAAAACUGUUAACAUUCAAAUCGGUGAUAUCGUUCCAUCCAAACAAUCCUUUGAUUCUUUACUUAGAUAUAUUUAUUGUGGUAAUAUUAAAAUGUCUCCAGAGGAUUCCCUUUAUUUAUUUUCAGCUCCUUAUUUUUAUGGUUUCUCAAAUAAUAGAUUAAAUGCAUUUUGCAAACAAAACUUAGAAAUGAAUGUUAGUGUAGAUCAUGUUUUACCCAUUUUAGAAGCUGCUGAUAGUAUGUGUGCAAAUGAUAUGAAAAAAUAUGCCCUCAGACUGAUAGUUCAAAAUUUUUCUAAAGUUGCAAGGUCAUCCAAAAUGAAAACAUUAAACAAAGAAUUGUUGUUAGAUAUUUUAGAAGCUUUAGCAACUGAAAUGAGUGACUCUAAGUCGUAA
Molecule: messenger RNA, 2211 nt
Organism: Pediculus humanus corporis (human body louse)
Lineage: Eukaryota; Metazoa; Arthropoda; Insecta; Psocodea; Pediculidae
Product: lztr-1, putative
Exons: 2
Coding region: 1-2211 (736 amino acids)
Cellular component (GO): Golgi apparatus
Molecular function (GO): protein binding
Source: RefSeq, a predicted model, not a curated record